Messenger RNA from Glossina fuscipes, 4997 nucleotides. RefSeq names its product organic cation transporter protein. The transcript is spliced from 6 exons. Gene Ontology annotation, molecular function: transmembrane transporter activity. The coding region runs from base 3005 to 4744 and encodes 579 amino acids. The record is from RefSeq and is a predicted model, not a curated record. Gene Ontology annotation, biological process: transmembrane transport. Gene Ontology annotation, cellular component: membrane. Lineage: Eukaryota; Metazoa; Arthropoda; Insecta; Diptera; Glossinidae.
AGAAAAAAAAAAAUAUAAUUAAUUGACAACUUUUUAAAAUUAUUUUCCUUUCGCAUAUAUUCUAUUACAUACACAUGUGUGCAUGCUCGCGGCGUUUCGACCGCCCAACGCUGCUAGAAAAGAAUAAUGCUCUUAGAUGAAAAGGAAAUAAGAAGCAAGAAAAACAUUUGAAAAUUUGUUGUUAAUUUUAUCUACAACUUAUGGCAGAGCGCGUUACAAACAAUUAAUGUCAUCAGCUGCUAGUGUUUCUAGUUUAAAAACGGCAUCAUUCGAUAUGAACCGUUUAAUAACAAAGUUUUGUUCAAUUUUUAAAUGAAAUUUUCAUUGUAGUAAUUAAAAAAAAUUAGUUAAAACUUAAAAAUUAAUUAAUAAACAAAAAAUUUUAAAAUAAAACAUUGGAUAAGUUUCUUUAAGUGAAUCCGCUUCCCCUCGCGCUAAUUCAAAUGAAGCAAAGGAAGGUAAAGAAAAGCGGGUAAUAAGAAGUGCAAGACAUGCCUUAUCGCAUUCACGGUCGUAAGCACAGAAAUAAAAGGAAAGAUUGAUAGAAAUAAAUAAGAAAUGAUUUUGUGACAACUUGCAACAUAAGGAAUUCUGUCGUAGAUGCGUAAUACUGUUAUCUCCCCCCAAUGGUAAACCGCACUCAGUGAGAUUUUUUAUUUUUUUUUUUGACCAUUGCGUUCGUAGCUAAUGUCAUGGAUAAGAAGCAGAGGAACGUUCCGGAAGCUAUGAAUUCCUGGGUAAUAGUUUGCUUGCGUAAAAAAAAUGUCAAGUCCAAGACGUAACUGAAAUGCCUUAAAAUCGCUCUCGGGUAAGUCGAGUCGUGAACUAUGCGUUUAAACACUUAGGCGCAAAACUGGUUUACGUAAAGGCACAAUCACUUUGUUCACCAAAUCCCGUCGAGAUGUUGCUUGGAAUGCAAUUGUUUUGGAUUCAAAGAUGACAGAGCUCUCGUAAUUGCCGCAACCUCUUUUGAUCGAUCAAGUCAGUUUGAACCACACAUAUAUCGGAAAAGCAUUUUCCAUUAUUAUCGGGCAUACACGGUUGCGAAUGCGUUCAAAAUAAAUUGUUUCACACUGUCUUUGUUCAGUCCUCAGAAAAAUACGCUUUGUUACGUUUAAUUCGAAUCACUACCAAACACUGUCUAUACAAGAGUGUAAGGUUUUAAACGUCUAUUGCUAAAAGUUUUUUUUUUCAAUUGCUGUGGAGUGUGGUUAAAAUAUAGCAAAAAAAAAAAUGAAAAAUUUCGUCCCCGACGAAGUUAAACGAAAGCGUUAGCUUUGAAGUUAAUGUUUAUUACGAAGACUCGAUUCGUAAGCAGAACUAAAGGAAACAAUCGUUUGUUGCAAUAAUUGCAAAAAACCUAAAAGACAGAUAUUUCUCAUGACCCUGAAGACUUUCCAAAUUUAGUUCACGAAGAUUAACAAAGAAGUUGGUUUUCGAAGUUAGUUUUUCGAAUUUCGAAUAACUCAUCGAACGGAUGAGUGAUCCGUUCGUGAACAAAUUACUAGGAAUUGAAGCUAAAUUUCAAAAAGCAAGAGAUUUGCCAUUAAAGUAACUAUCGUAUUGCUUUAGUUCACUUAAAGACUUAUAGGAAACAUGAAGGAAAAAGGAAAAUGAAAGCAGUCUAAUAAAGGGCACGACUUGCCAUUGAAUAUUCAUAGUACUUGGCUUAAUAUACAUGGACGCGUAUCAGAUGGACGGACGGACAGACAAGCUUAGGUCGAUCUGGAAAGUGGUUCGGAAUUCACCGGUAUAAGAAAAGAUAGAUCUCACUCAAGUACUUUUGGUUGCUAUACACAACUGCACUUAACUUAAUAUGCCCUCGUUUCAAAAGUAGUAGUAGUAGUAGCUAAACAUUUACAAUGCGACAAAGAAAAAAUGUACUUUUAAUGAGAAUUUAACAUUUUAUUGGUGGAAAAAAAAAUUUGGUUCACUUUGUAAAAGUCUGAUCGCGCAAGCUAUCGUGUAAACCACUUACCUCUAUAGGCGACAAUAUCUUAAAAUCACAGAUGUUUUCCACAUCUCAUUUCUCAAUUUUUAAUUGGAAAUUGAGAUUAAAUUUUGCGCCUGAAAUAAGGAAAAGAAGAACAAAAAACAAAAGAGAAAAAUAGUUUGAAAAUAUUAGAGUAAGUGAGGGAAGUACGAUAUAAAGCGCAUAUAGUAAGUUGCGGCAAGUUCACCUUAUAGUAAUAUGCGAGUUUUUAAAAGACAAGUUAACGGCCUCAACUUUUCAAAUCGCAAUAAUACGUUUGUUAUCAAGAGAAUUCGUGACUUUGAAAUGCAGUCAAGCUUCUUACAGUUAAAGACGUAAAAAAGAAAGAAAAAAAAAUUGUGAAAAAAUGUUACUGAAAACUCAUAAAAUAUUUCAUUAUUUAAAAGGUGCCCCCAGCUGCGCGGGUUAAGCACUAUCUCUAGUUUUUGUAAAUAUUAAAAUUUUGAAAAAAAAAAACAUUUAUUUUCCCCGUUUGAUAUCCGUGCUGAAUAUGUGCCAAGGCCUCGCACAGUUCGUUCCCUUCAAUUUUCACGUUCAAUUAAUUGUACGAUUCGCACGACAAUAGGGUGUCGCAAUUUCUUUUCCUACCUAAUAGAGCUGUGUAAAUGUUGCUUAGAAAGCAUUCUCAUUCAUUCAUAUGUUUUUUCUUAGUCUUUUAGUCCGAACGUUUAAAAUAGUGCCUUUCGCAAAUAUUGUCGCGCAUUGCAAACAAUUUAUUGUUACCUUAAAAAAUGUUUUUUAAAGUAUAAUUAUUCUGAUCUUAAGAGUUUUUGAGUGCAAAAACUAAUUAUAUGUUAUUGCAAAUAAAAAGCAUUUUAUAACAUAACUAAGAAAACUCGGCGAAUAGCAGUAAAAAAGCGAAGGUAGUAAUUCUCCAUGAAAAAUAUAAAACAUCAUGAUCUGAUGCAACCAAAGCUUUGCCUUAUACCACCUUGUGAUAUCCAUAUUAAUCACUGAAACUUCACAAUCCAUUGCAAAAAAAAAGAAGAGAAACAACUUUUAUAUAUACACAUGCCUGAACCUCUCCCGACUAUGGAUUUCGAUAAAAUUUUGGGAAAAUGUGGUGAUUUCAAUCGUUAUCAACUCUUAAUAUUAGCUCUUUUUGGGCUUGUCAACAUCAUGGUAUCCAUGCAUUACUUUACUCAAACUGUGAUAAGUUUUGUACCCGAUCAUUGGUGCUAUCACGAGAAGUUGGAAAAUCGUUCUUAUGAUGAGAUAGCUGCUAUCUAUUCCAAAUUUCCAAAUCCUUCGUGUACGCUCCUCUCAGACGUCAACGGUUUGAACGCUACUGCCAGCACUGAGAAAUGUUCCAAAUGGAUUUAUAAAUAUGACUUUGGUUACAGAUCCAUGAAUACUGAGUUAAACUGGGUUUGUGACGCCUCGUAUAAAUCAACUAUAGGUCAAUCCUUAUUUUUCAUUGGUUCAGUAGUUGGCACCUUGUUUUACGGCUUGCUGUCGGAUAAAAUUGGUCGGCUGCCUGCUUUGAUUCUAUCAAACUUUUCGGGUUUUGUUGGAGACUUUUCUACAAUAUUUACGAAACAAGUCACCACUUUUACCCUGUGCCGAUUUAUAUCGGGCUUGGCUGCAGAUACAAACUUCUACUUGAUGUACAUUAUAGUUCUCGAGUACAUGCGUCCCACAAUGCGAACUUUGGGUCUAAAUAUAGCUGUAGGCGUGUUUUAUACCCUCGGUUUAGUGUUUACACCUUGGUUGGCAGUUUUAACUGGACACUGGCAAUACUAUUUAGCCAGCACGUCUUUACCACUUCUCCUCAUUAUUCUGUUCUAUUUUGUGAUACAGGAAAGUGCCCAAUGGUUGGUGACACGUAAUGACGUUGAUGGUGCUAUCAAGCGACUGAAACGAGUUGCAAAGUUUAACGGCAGGCAUGUGACUCAAGCUGAGUUCGAUGAAUUCCGUAAAUAUUGUCAGAAACAACGGGAAAAGCACGGUGGAGAUGACCAGAAGCAUUCAUCACUGAUCGAUAUGUUUCGUACACCUCGCAUGCGCAAACAUACACUGAUACUGUUUUUCAAAUCUAUGGUCAUCACUUUGUGUUACGAUGUGGUAUCACGUAAUGUGGAGGGUAUGGGCAUAUCGCCGUUCGUUAUGUUUUCCUUGAGUGCUUUGGUGGUGUUACCGUCCAGUUUAAUGCUCGUUUUGCUGCAGGACCGUAUAGGACGUAAAGGCAUGGCAUCUGGUUCUUUAUUGGUUGGAGGUUUCUUUACAGUGGCUGCUGGCAUAGCCAUUGCUUAUCAACAGCACAAUCACAAUGCCGUUCUUUUAGCUUGUCUUACCGUAGCCGCUCGUUUCGGUGUAGCUAUCUCCUAUGAAUCUGGUUCGCAAUACGCGACGGAGCUAAUACCGACUUGCGUAAGAGGUCAAGGGGUGGCGGCCGUCCAUGUAGCCGGAUUUGCUGCUUCCUUUCUAGCUCCCUACAUAUUGUGGUUGGGCACAUUCUUCAAGGCAGCUCCUUCUCUCAUAUUGGGUGUGCUGUUUUUCAGUGGUUCCUUCGUAUGCCUAUUACUACCAGAGACGCUAAACAAGACGCUUCCCAAGACCAUAGAAGAAGGUGAAGUCUUUGGCAAGGGCGAACGUAUGUUUGACUUCCCUUGCUUAUCGCAACAAAAUAAAAAGUCUGAAGACAAAAAUUCCGAACAGGAACCUUACAGCAAACGCAAACGCAAUCAAUCUCUGACAAUAGGUUUAGAAUGCAAUCAUGAAACUGAUGCAAAUCGCAACAGUUAUACGUAAAAUUUUAGGGAAUUAAUAAGCAAACGUAGUAAUUAACGUUUUAUAGAAACCACUUAGCUAAGUUUAUAAUAAUAUGUAGAACAAGUAAACAAUUAUCCGUUUUCGUACUCCAAUAUUUGUUUUUUCUUUUCAUUUCAACAAUGUUUUUAGUAUAGUAAGGCUCAGCUAAGCCAAUUACUUUUAGUUUACUUAAAUCAAUUAAUUAGCUUAGGGAUCUUUUUAAUAUAAACAUAAGUUUUUAUUGUACGUGAAU